UUCAACUUCCUCACAACUUAACUGCUUAUCACCAAUCUUCAUACAUCACAAUUUUUCUUUGUGCAAACUCAGUUUGUUCUUUGUGCAAUGGAGAGGGUUACGAAAAUGGUUUCCGGAAGGCCGGUAGUGAUCUUUAGCAAGACUAAUUGCUGCAUCAGCCACACUGUGAAGUCACUCUUGCAUGAUUUUGGAGUGAAUCCUGUUGUUUAUGAGCUUGAUGAAAUCUCUAGGGGCCGUGAAAUCGAGACAGCUCUGGCAAUGCUAGGCCGCAAUCCGGUGGUGCCAGCCGUGUUUAUUGGUGGUGAACUUGUGGGAGGAGCCAAUGAAGUGAUGAGCCUUCACCUCCAACGAAACUUAAGGCCCAUGCUUACCCGAGCCGGAGCUAUGUGGCUUUAGGUUAACAACAGUACUAUUUUGUUACGACGAUCAAGAGACUAUAAUACCGGGAGGGAGACUAUUAAUAAUAAUAAGUAUCUGAUAUGAAUCGUUUCUCUAGAGUGAGUGUUCUAAAGAAGCUUCGCUAUAAAAUAUAUAUGUACCAAUUAAUCAGCCUUUUUGUAUAAGCUGAUGAUCCUCUAUACACAUCUUUAAGAUGAAAUGUAUGGUUCAAGUUAUAAUUUGCAGAGUUGUCAUUAAAGAAAGUGCGUA
Daucus carota subsp. sativus is the source of this 648-nucleotide messenger RNA. Its product is annotated as monothiol glutaredoxin-S2. The transcript has a single exon. Lineage: Eukaryota; Viridiplantae; Streptophyta; Magnoliopsida; Apiales; Apiaceae. The record is from RefSeq and is a predicted model, not a curated record. The coding region runs from base 88 to 396 and encodes 102 amino acids.